AUGGAUGGACGUAGUAGGAAGUCAGCUGUUUAAAGGAGUUCCGAAUCUAAACUUAUAAACCUGUGAAUAUUUCCAUACCCAGGAGAGCAGAGCAGAGGGACUGAGUGUCCAGUGAAGAGGACCAGGCUGACUGCACCGCGCGUCUUUGCUGCUAGUGUCCCGGCGUCACUGGGCAGUAGCACUGCUGUUCUUGCUCGCAGGCGCUUUUCUGUCUCAUUUACCUCGCUAGUUAAUAACUACGCAUGGGAGCUUGUGUUUGGCGUUGGAUACAUUUUUUAUAGCUUUCAGGUGGUUCUAUAAACCACUUUCAACUUGACAUUUCCAGCUGAGUAUAGUGUCCUUAUAGCUGGGCUCUUGUAUCGGUUUAUUGUUGGCCAAGCGCCUGUUUAUCAUAGUCGGACAGCAGAAUGUACCAGUGGUUCUUUGAGCUAGUCGACAGAUAGACCUUUUGCAAAUACGAAUUUAAUGCAUUAUUAUUUUUAUUUUUUUUAUUUUUAUACGUUUACCUGGGCCAGCAACAGAUCAAGCUUUGCACGUAAAGUCAAGUGGCUCUAUCAGAAGAUGGAAGAUGAGGUCUUUAAUCAGAUUCUUUAUGUUAGCAAUCAGCUGGUCUCUUGGAUCGCUGCACUUGCUAUUAUAUUUGGUGGUGUGGUACCAUACAUCCCCCAAUACAGAGACAUCCGCAGGACGCAGAACGCCGAGGGAUUCUCCACCUAUGUUUGUCUUGUGCUUCUUGUAGCUAACAUUUUAAGAAUACUCUUCAGGUUUGGACGUUACUUUGAAACUGCACUGCUGUGGCAAAGCAUCAUAAUGAUUGCCACCAUGCUGAUUAUGCUGAGCCUGUGUACUAGUGUCCGUGUGGCUACUGAAAUCAGCACCAAGCGUCGCUCAUUUACAGCAACAGACAGUAAGGACGAGGAAAUCAAAGUUCCUAAGAAGUUCUUUCUGGAUUUUGAUUGGAACUAUUUCUGGGUGUGGAGUCGUUUUGUGGAUUAUCUGCAGUGUGUGCUGGCAUUUACGCUGGUGGCAGCUUAUGUAACGUACCUGCUGCUGGAGUCUGUGCUGUUUGUGGAGACGCUGGGCUUCUUGGCCGUGUUCACAGAGGCCAUGCUGGGUAUUCCACAACUCUACUGCAACUACCAGAACAAAUCUACAGAGGGCAUGAGCAUCAAAAUGGUGUUGAUGUGGACAAGUGGAGACACCUUUAAGACAGGCUACUUUCUGCUCACUCAGGCUCCUAUGCAGUUCUGGAUCUGUGGUUUGCUGCAGGUGUUUGUGGAUAUUGCCAUUCUGUCCCAGGUGUACUACUACAGCCGCUACCCCCAGAAACCUGUCUCACACACCACACACACCACCAGCGCCAAGGCACUCUGAAACAUACACACAAGACACAUGCAUGGAGUUUGAGGAGACUGUUGCCUGAUGGUGGACUUGAACUCUCAUCCCUUUUUAUAUUCUGAACUGAUGGAUCCUUAUUUAAUAUAUUUUGUACAAGCUUAUACAGAGAUAUACAAGGGAUGAUGUUUAUGCUUCUAUGUCUGCAUGCACACAGCCUCAGUAAAUGCAAUAUGAUGUACAUGCAGCUCUUCUGGUCAAAGUUGUGACCAAGGCCAACAGUUAUUGAGGAUGAAAAUGUGUACCUUAGAGACUUAAGACUCAAAAAGGGCUAGUUUACUUUCACAAAAGCAGUAAUAUAGUUUCCAGCUGUUUUCACAUGACCACUAACUUGUCGAUAUACCAUCUGUAUUUGUGUACCAUGAUAAUGACAUACCAUAUAUUGUUUUCAGUUUUAUCUUUAUUUUAGCAUUUUAUUUGGAUAGAUAAUAACGUGCCCCAGUUGCCAAGCCCCAGUUGCCAAGCAGUUGCCAAGUUUAUUUUUUGCAAUUUAAUUUGUGCGUUGUGCUCUCACAAUACUGAGACAUGCCAGUUAACUCCAGUGUAUGUAAUUUACUGUGACCUUCAGAUUGUUUUUGCAAUAAUAGUUUAAAAUACACCAAAGUUAAAUACAUUGUAAAGUUUUUGGAAAUUUGCUUCCUGUCUUAACAAUUAAAAUACCUUGUAAGGAUCUCAUUAACAUAGUUUUAGGAGAAGAACAUUACAGUGGCCGACAAGACCCUGUGCACAGUACAAUUAAAAAUAUGUUGUAAAUGCAGCAAACACUUUCCGUAAUAAGACUGCACCUACACUACAUUUCACAAUCAUGCAACAAAUACAGAAAAACUUUCAUCAAAAUGACUACAUUAGUGCUACAUUUCACAAACAAGCUGCUAAUGCAGAAAAUGCAUGCAACUUGAACAAUGCAAUGCCAGUUUUCUGUGUUUGCAGAGCAUUUACAUGUUUGUAUAGCACUGUUGUCAUUUUGAUGAACGUGUUUUUGCAGUUAGUUUUCUAUUUGCAGUUCAUUGGGAUUUCUUCGUCACGUUAGGUAAAUGGAACAAAACAGUCUGGUUCAAAGCAAUGUUGGUUUGUAAUGCAUUAUUUUUUGCAAAAAGUAGCAGCUACUCAGGAAGCACAGGUUCCUUUAUUAAGGUGAACUUCCUAAAAUGUCAUCUGAUAUCAUGAUAUAUUUGGAAAAUAUUGAAUUUCAUCAGUAUUACACCUACACCUACACCCCUACCGCUAACAUAACAAUGAAUGUAUAUUGUCUGUGAUGACAAUAAUUCUACAUUUAGUUUUGCUUAGAACACAAGAUGUGUAAAAAAUGUCCCCUUUAUGGUGUCUUUUGUAACCAUUUCAGUUGCGCGCUCUAAGGAGUGCAUUAUGCUAUUUUAUAGAUGGAGAAAGUAUGAAAAGAGAGAAAAUAAUUAUUUGAAUUAUUGGGUGGUUGAAUCAAGGUGUAUUUUUGAGGCCAAAGGUAGUGUACUAUGUGUACUAUGUCUAUGAACUAUGUAUUUACUUACUGAAGGUGCUAUUUAUAGUAGUAUUUAUAGUUAAGGAUGUUGGUGAUUAGUCACAUUGUUUAAAUUAGAUCGAAUGGAUAGAUUGCUACGGAUGAGGAAAAAGUAUUUAACUGGGUGUAGCUUAAGGCUCAUAAUGUCCUGAAAAGCCACUGAUCUUUUCUUGAACGUGGGAAAUUCAGAUAUCUGUUACCUCUUCAGUUAAAAUCACAAGAUUCUCAAUUUGCAUAUUUUCCAUUUUGGGGUAUUUUGCUGAGCCAUUGUUUGAAUAUGUUGUUUUUAGGUCAGACGAUAUUAUUGUGAGUUGGUUUUAAAUGGUCCCUCAGUGAAAUGUGGUAUCUCUACAUUAGAUGUGUAAACAGCUGGAAACAGAUCAUUUUUACAUUGAACAGAUUAUUCAGCAAGAUGUUUGGAUAUUUUUAUCGAACUGGGCAUGCUACAAUGAACUGUAUAUAAUAUGUUCUUUUUUAUGUGACAUAAACAUGGUUGCCUUAAGAACUUGUAUAAAUUUGCAGUCUGAACAGAAGGUUCUGCUUGCUCAACUCAUCAUUUUUAUUUUUAGGAUGUAAACUGUCAGUUUAUUGGCCUUGUUGUCUACAUUCAUUAGCCAUUUCAGAAAACACAAACACUAUAGAGACACUUAUACAACUAUAGGUUUACAGUUACUGACAUUAGCCCAUCUGGAGCUGCAUGAUUUAGCCACUCACCACCUUGUCCAUCAGUCUGUAGCUUAUCUUUAUUCAUGAGCAGUGUAUGUUAGUCAUCCUCUAGCCCUUCAUCAGUGGUUAGUUUCUGACCAUAGGACCAAUGUUGGCUGGAUAUGUUUGGUUGGUGGACUAUUCUGGGCUGAGAAUUGAAUAUUCUCAGCCCAGCAGACUCACUGAGGUUGUUACAGCAGGAAACAUGUCACACUUUAAGUCAUCUGUAUAAUUCACAGUUUUUGCCAUUUGUUUUCUUUGUUACAUAUCCUGUGUUAUUGCCAAAACAGGAAUGAUUCGACAGUGUGGUUACUCCUUCUCCUCCUUUUACCUUUUACAUUCUUUCACAGAUAUGUUUUUUGUUUGUGUGUUGUUGUUGUUUUUGUGUUUGGAAUUGCAACCAUUUGUAUAGAUAAUUCUUUUUUUAAUAAAGUGGUGCAGAGGGUAAUGCUGUUGCCUCACACCAAGUAGGGUUCAGUUCCCUGGCAGGAAGACAGUGGUCCUUUCUGUGUGGAGUUUCCAUGUUGUCCCUGAGUCUGAGUUUACUCUGGGUGGUCUGGUUUCUUCCCACAUUCCAAAGACAGUCAGGCCAGUUUGGAGAUAAAAUUGCCCAUGGUGUGAAUGUACUGUAUAUGUCCAUGUCUGGACUGGUGACCUGUCCAGGGUGUUUUCUGCCUGCGCUGGGAUGAGCUCCUGUGACCCAAGAGAAUUAGUGGCUUAGAUGUGGAGUGAAUGUUUUUAAUUAGCAAUUUAAUUAGCAAUCAAUUUUAGAAUAUGGUGUUUGUUGGCCUUUUUUUUUUUAACAUUAAUAAAUGUUUGUUA
Pygocentrus nattereri (red-bellied piranha) is the source of this 4417-nucleotide messenger RNA. RefSeq names its product solute carrier family 66 member 2 (gene slc66a2). Lineage: Eukaryota; Metazoa; Chordata; Actinopteri; Characiformes; Serrasalmidae. The transcript is spliced from 5 exons. The record is from RefSeq and is a predicted model, not a curated record. Gene Ontology annotation, cellular component: trans-Golgi network; endosome. Gene Ontology annotation, biological process: phospholipid translocation; retrograde transport, endosome to Golgi. Bases 466 to 1374 code for a protein of 302 amino acids.